CGCCAAUCGUAACGAACUGUAGUAGGUCAUAGAAUGUUUAAGUGACAAAGUGUGACACGAAAUGGCAUCGAAUUCAUCUAGUAACAAUGGUAAGAAACAAUGCCCCUUCAUGGAAAAAUGUUAUCGCAGAAAUCCAAUCCAUUUCAAAGAGAUGUCACACCCACACUUGGAAAAAAUAGCCGCAAGUCAGUUAGAAAAAAAAGUGCAGGUACCUGAUAACCUUGAUUUUGAAUGUUCCGACCGAUCGCUUUUGAUGGAUCAGUUGAAUAUCUUGCAACUGGUUUUAAGAAGAGAGAAAGAUAAUAGUACAUGCAGUUCGACUUCGACAACAGGUAUGGGUUCUGAUGUUAGUAUUAUAUAUUCUACGAUACCGAAAGGAGAUAGUAGUGGCGGUCAGAAUUUAAAAGAUAAAGUAGAAAGGCACAAACAAAUAAUGACAGAAAGGAGAGAGAGUAAAUUAAAAGGUAUGGAUGAUCAGGCAGAAGCACUUUCUAAAUCUUCUACUAGUAAAGUCCACGUAAUGAGACAGGAGCUUGAUAGCCUUAAAAUAGAAGAGGAAAGAACAAAGGAGGAUGAUUCUCCGCAAGGAAUAAAACGAAAUAAUAAUUUAAAAGAUAAUGAACCUGUAAACAAAAAAUCAAAGUCAAAUAAUAGCGAUUAUCACGGCGAUAUUAAAGAAUCUACUCAAAGCACGGAUAAAAGUUCAAAUAGCGAGCAGAGUUCUAGUUCGUCGAAUUCCAAAUCUUUGUUCAAUGCUUUUCAAUCGUGCAAGACCGCAAAGUCCAGACUAGAAUUCAGAGAAAAAGCUAUUAGUAUGAUGAAACAACGCGGGUUCGAAGUAUCCGUGGUCGAACCAGGAAAAUUUGACCUAAAGUAUGCUUGUUCUGCGCCGUACCACAUAUUUUUCACAAGAAUUCAGAAGUCAAAAGCUACGUACCAUCAACAGUUUUCUAUAACGUUUCCCGAAAUUUUAGACAGAAGUCUAGGAGAGAUAGAGUGUAGUUUACAAAUCAGCUAUAUGGUCGACGUCGGGUGGUUAUGUUUACAGUAUUUGCUGGCUGGCCAGCGUCCCGAUAUGUUUGUUAUAUAUGGAGAAAGAGUGGACACGGAGAAUGUGGGCUCAAAUAUUACCUUGAUACCUAUCCAAAUGCAGUCAAAAUUCGGUUGCCAUCAUACCAAACUUAUGAUUUUAAAAUAUAAAAAUGAUGGCAUACGAAUUGUCGUAUCUACUGCAAAUUUGUAUGUUGAUGACUGGGAUAACCGAACCCAAGGAGUAUGGAUAUCACCGCAUCUUCCGCCACUGCCUGAGUCUGCGAAUACGGGUGAUGGAGAAUCACCCACAGGGUUUAAAAAAGAUUUAGAGCGUUAUCUGAACAAAUAUAAAGAACCGAUUAUAACCGAAUGGCUGGUUGCUAUUCGAAGAGCAGAUUUCUCGUCGAUAAAUGUAUUUUUUGUUGCUUCCGUUCCCGGAUCGCAGAGGGCCAGUGAACAGAACUUUUGGGGACAUAAGAAAUUAGCAAGUGUCCUUUCUGCACAUGCUACGUUACCUGCGGACGCGCCACAAUGGCCGAUCGUAGCGCAAAGCUCUAGUAUCGGUAGUUUAGGCCCGAAUUUCGAUAGUUGGCUUUUAAAAGAUAUAGUACCUGCGAUGUCAAGAGAGACAACGUCUGGAUUGAAGAGUCACCCGAAAUUUCAUUUUAUUUAUCCCUCCAUAAACAACUAUAAACAAAGCUUCGACUGUCAAGUAGGAUCAUGUUGCUUCCCUUACGGUCUUCAGACACAUUCGAAGCAAGAAUGGAUAGAGUCGUACUUAUACCAAUGGAAAUCUACGCACAUCGGAAGAGACAAAGCUAUGCCGCACAUUAAAUCGUACACGAGAUUUUCGCCCGAUUUCAAGAAAGUUCCGUGGUUUCUGCUUACCAGUGCGAAUUUAAGCAAAGCUGCGUGGGGAGUGGCUAAAAAUUCGUUUAUUAUGAAUUUCGAAGCCGGUGUAUUAUUUAUUCCAAAGUUUAUUACUGGAUCAACGACAUUCCCGAUCCAAGAGGAAGAGGCAGGUGUACCGGUCUUUCCCAUUCCAUACGAUAUACCCCUGACCAAGUACGAGCGUCAAGAUAAACCGUUUGUCGUGGACAUAUUUAGCGGUAGCGAUUAGCGAACCAGUAUUUGGUAUCUGUACAAAAUUGUCCUAAUCUUAUAUUCAAAUA
Messenger RNA from Colletes gigas, 2204 nucleotides. RefSeq names its product probable tyrosyl-DNA phosphodiesterase (gene gkt). Gene Ontology annotation, biological process: single strand break repair; double-strand break repair. Lineage: Eukaryota; Metazoa; Arthropoda; Insecta; Hymenoptera; Colletidae. The record is from RefSeq and is a predicted model, not a curated record. Gene Ontology annotation, molecular function: double-stranded DNA binding; single-stranded DNA binding; 3'-tyrosyl-DNA phosphodiesterase activity. The coding region runs from base 62 to 2152 and encodes 696 amino acids. Gene Ontology annotation, cellular component: nucleus. The transcript has 6 exons.